This is a messenger RNA of Manduca sexta (tobacco hornworm), 674 nucleotides long. Its product is annotated as cuticle protein CP14.6-like. Gene Ontology annotation, molecular function: structural constituent of chitin-based larval cuticle. NCBI's taxonomy places the organism in Eukaryota, Metazoa, Arthropoda, Insecta, Lepidoptera, Sphingidae. The record is from RefSeq and is a predicted model, not a curated record. The transcript has 4 exons. The coding region runs from base 72 to 566 and encodes 164 amino acids. Gene Ontology annotation, cellular component: chitin-based extracellular matrix.
GUACGCUAACAGAUCAUAUUGAAGCUCCCAGCAUCUUUCUUGCAAAAUAAUGCUAAUGGUUCGGCACAGCGAUGUUGCUCGAGUAUAAAACGGCUGGCUGUUUAUUUUAUAAUCACAGUUAUACAUCGUCCGUUAACUUUGACACAUACAAUAUGAAAUACUUCAUUGUCCUCGCUUUGGUGGCUGCCGCCGCGGCUGACGUCUCCCACAUCGUUCGUCACGCUGACGCCGAUGCGCAAAUCGUCAAGCAAGACUCUGACGUCUUCCCCGACCAAUACCAAUACUCAUACGAAUCCAGCAACGGCAUCGCCGGACAGGAAUCUGGUGUCCUGAAGAACGUUGGCCGUGAGGACGAAGCCAUCUCCGUCCAGGGCUCCAACAGCUACAUCUCCCCCGAGGGUGAGCACAUCCAGCUGUCCUACGUCGCCGACGAGAACGGAUACCAACCCCAGGGAUCCCAUCUGCCCACCCCUCCCCCUCCCCAGCCCAUCCCUGACUACAUCAUCAGGAGCUUGGAGUACAUCGCUGCCCACCCCCCCGCGCCUGAACCCGCCAGGAGGGCCUAAGAUAUUAAACUACUAUGAAAACAUCAAAAAUGAAACUGCCUAUCUUGUUAUCUCUAGUCGCAAUUAUGUAAAUGUUCUAAAAUAAAAAGGAACUAGGUACAGUACAUA